Molecule: messenger RNA, 699 nt
Organism: Oldenlandia corymbosa var. corymbosa
Lineage: Eukaryota; Viridiplantae; Streptophyta; Magnoliopsida; Gentianales; Rubiaceae
Source: the annotation of a GenBank genome assembly
AUGGAUCUAACAUACUGCCCCAAAAUUCGUCUGUUCCGAUGGAACGAAAAGCUCGUCGACAAGAAAAACAUGCUCCAAGAUUAUUCACAGGGUCUCUGCCUUUUUGACAUAAUCGACACCACCGUUUACAGAACCCACCGCCCCGAUUCGAGAAAUUCCGAAAUUAGGAAAUCCCUCGAUCGCCGAUGCGACUGUGUUACAACUUCCGAUCUGGGCCGGCUGUUAUCGGCGGCGGAGGAUGAUGAUGAUGAUCAGGACAGAUUGUCGGAACUAAUUACAGAAUUGGUAACCGGAACAGCCCUUUUCUCGCCGGAAACCGCCGCUGAACUCGGGAUACAAAUAUCUACUCACUUUACCAACGAUUAUCAACUCAGAAAAAGGACUGAAACCCAAUUGUCCCCUGUUUUUUAUUCUGUAACUUGCAAAGGGAAUCAUCAUCAUCAUGAGGAUGAAGAUUCCGACAAAGAAGACGAGGAAUGUACGGAAGAAUGGGCACAGGAUGAUGUACGUUGGUAUGAUUACAGUGACGAAGCGGUGGCGUAUUGGAUUCGCCUGAGGAAUUAUCUGGGCGAGCCAAAACAUGACAAUUUGCUAACCAGAGCAAUUAUCAGGGACGAGCCCAGAGGACUUUGGGAAAUUCCACCGACUUCCCUCGUUCCUCAUCGUCAAAGAGGCAUUAUCCGAAUCGAGGAAUAUUGA